AUGGCGAGCUGGCUCGACGAUCUCGGUCUCAACGAGCUCGAACACAUCAAGGAUGGCGCAAGUGCCUUCGCGCAGGAGCUCCACCCAAUCAACUCGGCGGAGGAUUUCAUCAGCUUCGUGGUUGCGCUCAACCUCUACCCACCUGGGACGCCCUUACGCGCUGAGCGUAUUGCUGGGGAGAUGCCGGCAGGCCUCUCCGCUCCUGCGGUGCGGUAUCUGCUAAGCAAGCUGCCCAUUGUCGAUCGGGGCUUGCCUCCCAGCUUCGCGACGACCCGAGCCGCAAGACCGUUCGGCUCGUGCCGGACGUGGAGCACUGCGUGGCGUCGGGCUGACAAAUGCUCAUCUCCAACGGUCUAUGCGGAGCACGGGCGACUGAAGGGCGAGCUCAAUGGCCUCUCCUGCCCUCGGUGCUCCGCGUGGUACAGCAUGUCCUGGCAAGCAGGUGCCCUACCCAGGGGCGACUGCAUCCUCACGCCGCUGGAUCCAGCUUUCCCAGAGCUCGAGAAUUCGCUGCUCGACAGGUUGUCGGCACAGAUGGUGCAUUCUCACACCGGCUUCGAGACCUUCUGUCACGAGUGGGCAAUGCGGUGCGGCGAGCUGUCGCCGGGCACCUCGGCGGGGCCAAUUCGAGCAAGACGCACGCCGCGACUGGCGGCCCCUGAGGCACGCCAUCUUUGACUGCGGCGCCGUGGCGCCCGGGCCGGUCCGCCGCCGUCGGGGAAGGCGGCUCAGUAGAGAGCUCCACCCCUCUGCCGGGGCUCGCCGGUCGUAGGACGGCGCCCCACCAGCGCCCGACCGGCGCACCCGCGCGGACAGGGAGAGCGAUGCAUGCACUGAUGCCUUAGUUGGCGUCGCGUUAGGAGGAGGGAUCGGGCGCGAUGUGCGUGACCAUAGCCGCUGCACCCUUGCGCGACGUAGUGUCGCCUGUGUGCAGUCGUGUGUCGAGAUGCGCGAAUCGUGCCUGCCCUAUGUUCAUGCCAUGUGCUUGCCAUGUCCAUCCCAUGUGUCGGCUGCGCCUAGCUGCGCCUUUAGGAACGACCAUGCUCUAGAGAGCUCAUAA
This is a messenger RNA of Emiliania huxleyi CCMP1516, 1060 nucleotides long. RefSeq lists its product as hypothetical. Bases 1 to 678 code for a protein of 225 amino acids. The transcript has 5 exons. Lineage: Eukaryota; Haptophyta; Isochrysidales; Noelaerhabdaceae. The record is from RefSeq and is a predicted model, not a curated record.